AUGGUUUGGCUUAAUUUAAAUGGCAAAGUGAGAUCAUAUCCUGUUCAACCAAAGUUUUCAAUAGGUGAUAAAGUUAGAAUAACUAAAAAGAAAGGAGCGUUUGAAAAACGGUACACACCAAGAUGGAUUAAAGAAGUAUUUACUAUAUCACAAACUCAAUUCACAAAUCCACCAACAUAUAAAAUAGCUGAUCAUAAUAAUGAAGAGAUGCAGGGCACUUUUUAUGAACAAGAACUGCAAAAAACGAAUCAAGAGAUAUUUAGGGUUGAAAAAAUUAUUCGUAAAAGUAGAAACAAGUCGUUAGUAAAGUGGUAUGGGUAUCCUGAGACUUUUAACUCAUGGGUUGAUAAUAAAGACUUGAUGCAACUGAACUAG
This is a messenger RNA of Hydra vulgaris (swiftwater hydra), 375 nucleotides long. RefSeq lists its product as uncharacterized. NCBI's taxonomy places the organism in Eukaryota, Metazoa, Cnidaria, Hydrozoa, Anthoathecata, Hydridae. The record is from RefSeq and is a predicted model, not a curated record.